AUGACUGAGUCUAAUACCCUCGCCCAUCCAGGUAGAUCGUCCAGGGAGGAUUCUCCCCAGAGUGGGGAAGAUGAGAUCGUCGAGCCCGAACAGGGAAAUGUUCUCUCGCACAUCAUCUCGCAACUGCGCCCCGGCGCCGACCUGAGUCGGGUCGUGCUGCCUACCUUCAUUCUUGAGCCGAGGUCCAUGCUGGAACGCAUCACCAACUUCAUGGCGCACCCCGAUACCCUCCUUCCCAUGCCCACGAUCGAAGACCCUGUCGAGCGUUUUGUUUCCGUGGUUAAAUUUUAUUUGAGUGGAUGGCACAUUAAGCCUCCUGGAGUGAAGAAGCCGUUGAACCCUAUUCUUGGAGAAACCUUUACCUGCUACUGGGACUACCCCGAUGGAACGCGCGGAUAUUAUGUCUCUGAACAGACCUCCCACCACCCGCCCAAGUCGAGCUAUUUCUUCAUGGCUCCCGAACACAACAUCCGGAUCGACGGAACUCUCAAACCCCGCAGCAAGUUCCUGGGCAACUCGGCAGCCAGUCUGAUGGAAGGGAUAGCGAUUUUGCGACUUCUUAACUGCGGCCAGGACAAGGACAGGGGCGAGCGAUAUAUCUUGACGCAACCGAACAUGUAUGCGCGCGGCAUCCUUUUCGGCAAAAUGAAGUAUGAGCUUGGUGACCACAGCUAUGUCCGAUGCCCGGAGAACAACCUUGUGGCCGAUAUCGAAUUCAAGACUAAGGGCUACUUCUCCGGUACCUACAACGCCAUUGGAGGAACUAUCAAGAACGAAAAGACUGGCGAGGUUCUCUUUGAAUUGUCUGGUCUCUGGAAUGGCGAAAUGCACAUCAAGAAUGUUCUCACCCACCAAAAAGAGGUUUUGUUCGAUGCCUCCCAUGCGAAACAUUCGAAACCGGUGGCGCGCCCAACCGAGGAGCAAGGAGAGCGUGAGUCUCAACGGUUAUGGGAAAAGACUGUCAAGGCCAUCUUAACCUCGAACCACGUCGCUGCUACGGACGAAAAGACCAAGAUCGAGGAUCGUCAACGAGAGGAGGCCGCCAGGCGCGCCGAUGAGGGUGUUGACUGGAAGCCUCGACUUUUCCGCGCAGUUCAGGGAGGGCCCGGUGGCUCCGAGGAGGGAGACGAGGAUCUCGACUGGAUUAUCAACACUGAGGUCGAUUCGCAUAACCCCCAACUUGCCACAAAACAGAUCAUGGCCAUUGCACCUAUCCUUCCAGGCCAAGCAGCAGGAGCGACCCCCGAGGAACCAGCGACCGAUAUCGUGGAACGACAGGACACAGAAACAGCAGCCGUGGAGCAAUUCGUGGAUGCAGAGGAGAACCAAUAA
Penicillium atrosanguineum is the source of this 1332-nucleotide messenger RNA. RefSeq names its product OSBP family protein. The record is from RefSeq and is a predicted model, not a curated record. The transcript has 8 exons. Gene Ontology annotation, molecular function: sterol binding. Lineage: Eukaryota; Fungi; Ascomycota; Eurotiomycetes; Eurotiales; Aspergillaceae. The coding region runs from base 1 to 1332 and encodes 443 amino acids. Gene Ontology annotation, cellular component: membrane; intracellular membrane-bounded organelle; cytosol.